This is a messenger RNA of Homalodisca vitripennis (glassy-winged sharpshooter), 2421 nucleotides long. RefSeq lists its product as uncharacterized. The record is from RefSeq and is a predicted model, not a curated record. Gene Ontology annotation, cellular component: cytoplasm. The coding region runs from base 240 to 1148 and encodes 302 amino acids. The transcript is spliced from 9 exons. NCBI's taxonomy places the organism in Eukaryota, Metazoa, Arthropoda, Insecta, Hemiptera, Cicadellidae.
AGGAACAGAACAGAUGAUUUUUAUCGUUCGUCAUUCAAAACAAUGCCUUGCUAGAAGUAAGCUGUCAAACCAGUUGAGCUUUAUUGCUGUUUGGUAAAAAAAAUCUCGAAUCAACUAAGGCGAGCAGGUUGUGAAUAAGAGUGGUGGGGAUUGUAGGGUGAUACCUGCUUAUAACCCAAUUGAACUGUUAGUCUUCAGCAGUUUCAGUUUGAACGUGGAAAGGUUGAGUGCUGUUCAACAUGCAACCACUUUGGUUUGUUGUCAUCUUAAUCUUAGGAUUAUCUUUCGCUGAGGAGCGAGAAGAAGGGGUUGGAAAUUUUUUUCUCAACCAACUCAAAGGUUUGGAUCUUGCCGAUAUGAAGAAAGAUAUAGAAGAAAUAAUUAAAAGAGACACUGAAGUAGUGCCAGAGCCCUCAGAAUCAUGGACAGGGAAGUGGUUUCCGGAAAUAACGACUGCAGCUCCAUCCAAGAGUGCGGCAGCAGUUCCUGCUGCCGGUGGCAUGGACGGCAAUAACAUGUGGCAGAUGAUCAACUCCACUUGUGAUGAUGGCAAGCAAAAUCUGACGGUGGAUUGGGAGCCCAACAGCUUUGACUACGAGUGCGAGGGCCCCUAUUUAGAACCGGACUCGAACGUGAAGGCGACGUUGGAACAGGAGUACAUACCACCAGCCUAUGUGGCUAGACAUGUCUGUAUGAAAUCGAAAAUUCCCUACGACCAAGAUCUUCCCACUUUUGGACCUCACAGACCAGCCUGGGCUAGGUACGGAGAAUAUACAUUCCUGCCCAUUCAGCGCUUCCUACACAACAUGGAGCACGGAGGAGUCAUCAUGCUUUAUCACCCAUGUGCCCAUCCUGCUCUCGUCAACAAGCUGAAGAAGAUUGUGAAGAGCUGCCUGUACAGACAUGUCAUCACUGCAUCAAGACUGGUGCCUCGUGACAGGCCGCUCGCACUGAUGACAUGGGGUUGGCGGCUCCUGAUGCCUACCGUGGAUACAAGUCUUGUCGUUGAGUUUAUCCGAGAACACGCUCUCCAUGGCUACGAAAAGACACACAGAGACGGAUUCUACGACCAGUUGCUGGUGGCACCGGCCACGAUUGUGUCCACUCCAGACGACCAAGAGAUCUGUCCCCGGUUCAAAGGUGUCUAAGUGUGACUUAGAUUCCCUGCUUAUUACAACUUAAAAGGGUGCUUCCACUGACAGCCACCUAUAGCUUAUACUAAUUUAUUGUAAGAUUACUUUUUAAGUGUUUGAAAACAGGUUACAGGAUUGUUCGCUUGGUGACAAGAAAAUUAAUCUUUUCCAAAUGAAGCAUUGUUAAGGCCUUGUGUGAAAACAAAGUUGCUUUGUUUAAUCUGCAGGAAUAAUUUGGGAAGCGAUGAAUUAUCUUAAAAUAAGUUUAACGCAGACAAUUUUAGACCUACUUAAUAAAAUCUAAUGCCAAAAAUUGUCUAAUAUGACUAUUUCUUGAUAAUUUGAGUUGUGUAUCCUUUUCAUUUUUCUAGACACAAAUAUGUUAAUUAAUAAUUUCUUUAUUGUUCAAGAUAAUUUGGAAGCAAUGAAAGGAAAGUUCUAGAAUGAAAGCUACAAUUAUCUAUUGUUAUGAACCAACAACCUUGAGUUUUGUACCAUAAAAUAAAACCAUAUUUAUUUCUUAUUUUUGAUCAAAGAUUUCUCAUUUUAAAGGUACUACAUUUUACAUAUCUAAAUGCUAAGGCAUUUUCUAUGAAAUGUAUAUGGUUUUCCAUGAUUGACGAUUUUAAUUUACAAAACUGUUGAAAUUUUAUACUGGAAACCUAGCUGUAAUCUAGGAAAAUCUGAAAGGCACUUGGAUACUUAUAAGCUGUAUCUUUUAAUUGAAAUAUCUAAUAAAUGCUAUAGCCAUAAAUAAAUGUUUACAAAAUGGUUUCAGGUUUAGGGUAAUGUUGGAUUUUUUUAUUCUUUUGUUUGGAAACAAAAUUAUAUUUAUUGUUAGGACAUGGAAAGUGCUGGGUAAGAACUCUCAUUUUUAGCAGGAAAAAUGUUCUUUAUUUUUAAUCGAGUAACAGCAUUUUCACAAUAUUUUUAUUAGCAUUCCAAAUUCAUCUUUGUCAUACAUAUCUUAGAUGAUUAGUCUAUCAGUAUUGACAACAAACUUUUGUCAAUCAUUAUUAUAUGUAUUCCGUAAACAAUCGGAAUCAGUAUUUUAAUAGGAUAAGAAGUUAAACUCAAGUUGUUGGUGAGAUAGUGGACUUCAGGUCACUCUAAAGAAAAAAUCACAUUCUAGACUGAUGUGAAGAUUAGUAGUACACAUGUGAAUACAGAUAGUCGGAUUGUCUGUCAGUAUUUCACACCUCCCACAAUAGGCUGAUGGUGUGUGAUAAGUAGUUAUUAUUCUUAUCAGUCUUUUUCUUCAACCUGCCCUCCAAAAUCUACAUUUUGA